AUGGCUGUUGACACGAGCUACCUGACCACUCAGGUCAAUAACAUUGUCGAGCAGCUACAUGGCAUCUUUGAUGAAAUUGGUGUCCCUACCCAUGAGCGCGACUCCCGCGAAGCAGAGCUAUUCAAUGCUCUGUCAGAAACACUAAACAACCAUCUCAAGCUUGUUGAUGAAGAGAAGGAGAAGAUGACACAAGAAGCCCAGCGCCUUAUAACGACCAUUCAACAAAUGGAGGCAUCCUUGGGUGAUGAGCGGGCCAAUGGCCAGUACGAGCUCAACCGUGAUGACCUGCGCAUCACCUACCCUCUCAACCGAUGCAUCGCAUUCUUGCGCGAGAAGAACGAGGCGAUGACCAAGCUGCACCGCGAGCGCUUCGAACAGGUUAAGAAACUGGUCGAUGCCCUGGAGUCCUAUUCGUCCCACCUCGAGGCUUCAUUCCUUACAAUUGAACUUCCUCCCACUGCACCUGGCUCGGUUAUUCCGCCUAGCUUCGAUCUGUCGCCCGCAUACGUGACUUCCCUCGACUCUGAAUUCUCUCGCGUCUACGAAGAGUACCACCGCCGCAUUUCCUUCGUCCAGACAACCUCCGAGGAGAUCAUCAAGCUCUGGGCUGAGCUUGGUACUCCUCAGGUGCAAACCGAUUCAAACAUUGUCAAGCACUACCGCGAGUCUCCGGAGCAGCUUGGGCUUCACGAGACCGAUCUCGCUAGCCUGAUGGGCAAGCGCGACAAAUUGGUGGAAGAGAAGAAGGGACGCGAGCGCAAGAUCAAGGAGCUUCGAGCUAAUGUCGAGAGUCUCUGGGAGCGAUUCGGAGUUGAAGAAUCAGAUCGCAAGGCGUUCCUGUCUGCCAACCGUGGCUGCGGUCUCCGCACUAUCAAUGAGUUCGAAGAGGAGCUGGCUCGUCUCAACGAAUUGAAGAGACAGAACAUGCACUUGUUUGUCGAAGAUGCUCGCUGCCGCCUGCAGGAGCUUUGGGAUAGCCUCUUCUUCUCGGAGGAGGAGAUGCUCGACUUUACUCCUGCCUUCUCUGACGUGUGCAGUGAUGCAUUGCUGGAGGCUCACGAGGCUGAGAUCUCCCGCCUGGAGACACUCAAGGAGCAGCGCGCCCCGACCCUAGAGCUGAUUGAGAAGCAUCGCAGCCUUCUGUCUGACCGCCAAGCUCUCUCUGCUUCCAGCCAAGAUGCCUCCCGUCUUAUGGGCCGCGGAAACAAGGGCGAGAAGCGUGACCCCGGCAAGCUUCUCCGCGAAGAGAAGAUGCGCAAGAGAAUUGCCAAGGAGCUGCCCAAGGUCGAAGCCGAGUUGCGCAAAGAGCUUGAGCAUUGGGAGGAUGAGUUUGGUCGACCCUUCAUGGUCCAUGGUGACCGUUAUCUCGAUUGCUUGACUCCUGCAGUCACCAAGCCACCCCCUCGCUCAAAGACCCCUUCCGCGCCUCCAUCUACUACCAAGUCCAUUGCCAGCGCCACCAAGCGUGAUCCGAUUUCUCGCCCUGGCAGCUCCAUGCGUGGACCCCCUCCACCUCGAUCGGCCACCAAGACCCCGACAAGCAGUGGUCCUGUGAAGCACAACACUAUCGGUUACUCCGGCGCUAGUCGUGCUGGAGCCAGGUCUCCUUCUAAGCUUCCUGCCCGGGCUCCCUUGAGCAACGUGCCAUAUGGAAGUAACUCUCCCGAACGACGUACUGGACCUGGCUCGUACUCGUCCAGCACAAUCAACGGCAAGAUGCCACCUCCGCGUGGGCCUCCACCUAGAAUGCGUGCAUUGACCGUCGAAUCUAAGGAGCGCGGUAGCUAUGCCAUGGAGCCUCCGCGCUGCAAUAGUGCAAUGUCGAGCGCUUUCGUUCGGCCUGUGAGCCCCGAGGACGUCUAUGAUGAUCGCCAGCGAUCUUUUAUGAGCGCCUCUGUCAUGUCCAACCACCGGUCAACCGGGUUCUCCCACUCAUCGCACUCGUCUCAGUCUUCCCUGAACUCUUCGUUACAAGGGUUCCUUCGUGUCAACCCCUACCUGUCACAAGCUCCUCCCCCACCUGCUCUCCGACAGACCUCUAACUCAUCCACUGUCAAUACUGUUACUUCUGGCUCCGAGAACUGGGAGACCUUCGAUGAUGCCUCGGAAUCUGAGUUAGAUGCUAGCGAUGUCUACUACUCAAAGCUGCGGGCAGCACACGGCAAGCGCUUUGCUCCCGAAGAUGCUGUCGAUUUGACAGGAAAGAAGUCCAAGGGUAUUCGUAGUGUCAGUCCUGACGGGCCGCACCCCGGCCAGAUGAUCCGUGUCGCUGGUAGCGACACUGAAUGGACUGAUGAUUACGAGACUUACUGA
This is a messenger RNA of Penicillium cataractarum, 2313 nucleotides long. Its product is annotated as putative microtubule associated protein (Ase1). Gene Ontology annotation, molecular function: microtubule binding. The coding region runs from base 1 to 2313 and encodes 770 amino acids. Gene Ontology annotation, cellular component: spindle; cytoplasm; mitotic spindle midzone. The record is from RefSeq and is a predicted model, not a curated record. Gene Ontology annotation, biological process: microtubule cytoskeleton organization; mitotic spindle midzone assembly. Lineage: Eukaryota; Fungi; Ascomycota; Eurotiomycetes; Eurotiales; Aspergillaceae. The transcript has 4 exons.